AUGUCAAAAUCUUUGACCAUAGGCAAAAAACAUAAAUGCAGGUCACGAGAGAUUAACUUUGAGGACGCAAGAACGGUAAACGUUAACCUCGAAAGCGGACCCAAAAUGUGCUUAUACACUCAUAAAAACGAUAAUCUGUACAAAAAAGCACGAUACACGCAGUUUAUGAGAUGGAUGGGGAAGGGGGUAAAAGAUACCAGAACACGAAUCACCCGCGCAUCAGACUAA
Messenger RNA from Hydatigera taeniaeformis, 228 nucleotides. The record is from the annotation of a GenBank genome assembly. NCBI's taxonomy places the organism in Eukaryota, Metazoa, Platyhelminthes, Cestoda, Cyclophyllidea, Taeniidae.